Messenger RNA from Trichomonas vaginalis G3, 285 nucleotides. Its product is annotated as rhodanese homology domain (RHOD) domain-containing protein. The coding region runs from base 1 to 285 and encodes 94 amino acids. The transcript has a single exon. The record is from RefSeq and is a predicted model, not a curated record. NCBI's taxonomy places the organism in Eukaryota, Parabasalia, Trichomonadida, Trichomonadidae.
AUGUCUUUUGAUUCAUAUUUUCCAGGAGGUGUUAUCCUUGAUGUUAGAGCUAAUGAUGAAUGGGAUGCUGGCCACAUCGAAGGAGCAAUUCACAUUCCAUCUUACGAAGUAGAGUCCCGUAUCACAGACGAAAUUCCAGACAAGAAGACACCAAUUAACAUACAUUGUGCUGCUGGUGGCCGUGCUGGCGAAGCAAAGAAUACCCUUUUAGCUAUGGGUUACCAAAACGUUGCAAACAUUGGAGGCUAUGAAGAUGCCCAAAAAUUGUCUAAAGAAAAUCAUUAA